GUUUCUUUCCCUGCUGAGAAAUCGCCACUUUCGUUACCCGACUUUCAUUUCAAUUCCUCCCUUCUUCCCAGAAAAAUAUAGAUAUAAACGAAUUAUAAAUUUAGACCCCCAAAUUUAUAAUUUAUUUUUUUCGAGAAACUCAGUAUUAAUUAUGCCAGUCACAAUUUCCCUCUACAUUUGCUCCUCAUCGGACGGUUUCAUCGCCGACAAGUCGGGCGGAGUAGGUUGGCUUCCACCUAUGGGGGACGAAGCCCAGAAAAAUUACGAGGACUAUUUCGCCUCCGUGGAUAUGGUCAUCAUGGGGUCACGGUCAUACCAGAAGGUGCUCAGUUUCGGGAUGGGGAGCAAUUAUUGGCCAUACGAGGGGAAAAUGUCAUGGGUUUUUACGAAACAAGACUUGAAAUUGGAGAGGGACGAUGUCAAAGUCACCAGCGAAGACCCCGUAACGUUUGUGGAUAGACUCAAUGCGGCCACUCCUCCAAUAAACAAGGUGUGGCUCAUGGGUGGCGCCGAGCUCACCAAAUCCUUUGCUGCCGCCAAUCUUAUCGACGAAGUCAUCCUUUUCACGGUAAAUAAAGCAAUUGGGGAAGGAAUUCCGCUGGGGGUAGAUCUCACACCUUUCGACCAAGUUGACGAGGGCGUCAUGGGGGAGGAGUUCAAAUUUAAAAUUUACCGAAGAAAGAAUACUGCUUAAUUUUACUCCGAAUUUGCUGAACUUUUAAAAAUAUUAGAGCCACCAUUAUCGUUUUGUCAAUGUUAAUUUCAUAUGAAGCAAAAUUGAUUGCCAAAGUUAUAUUUUGUAACGCAGACUUGUGUUGUAUUUUUUUGUCCUAAUUCUGUAUUAAUUCGCAAGUUAUUAAAUGUGCAAUAAAAACUUGUAGAUAUGUAAAAAAUG
Folsomia candida is the source of this 895-nucleotide messenger RNA. RefSeq lists its product as uncharacterized. Gene Ontology annotation, molecular function: 5-amino-6-(5-phosphoribosylamino)uracil reductase activity. Bases 152 to 694 code for a protein of 180 amino acids. Gene Ontology annotation, biological process: riboflavin biosynthetic process. The record is from RefSeq and is a predicted model, not a curated record. Lineage: Eukaryota; Metazoa; Arthropoda; Collembola; Entomobryomorpha; Isotomidae. The transcript is spliced from 2 exons.